CAUAAAUGGUAGAUAAGCAUGUUUGCUUCAGAAAAUUUAUCAUGCAUUCUUAUUCUUUGAAUGUGUGCAAGUUUUCUGCCAAUUCAUCAAGAGUUAUUUUCAUUGUUUAUACGAUAUUGAUGGAUAGACCUGAGGAUUUCUUACACUGCUGUUGUACUUAAUUGAUGGAUAGGAUUACACAUCUACAUUUUUUCUUCCUCCUGACUUUAAAAUGCUUGGUAUCUUGUACUUCAAUUCAGUUUUACCUAUUAGUUCUGCGGCUCGCCGAUAAGGUUUGAUAGAUACAUUUAUCUGUCCUCAGCAAAGGGGACAUGUCAUAAUAGAGAUGUAAAUUGUGGUGGUUGUCUUGUUUGAUUUGAGAUUUGCAUAAUUUUGUCUGCAGUUGAGUUAUUACAUUAAAUUACUUAGUUCUGGAGUACUAGAUGAUGAAAAGUUAGGAAUUGGAAGGAAAUGUUGGUCAGAAGCUUCUGAAAGUCGAUUAAUAGAGAGUGAAGCUGAGGAACUGGAAGAGAUAAGUGGAAAAUAUCCAACAGAGUUUUGAACUUGUUGAAGAUGAGCAUAAAUGGAAGACACAAAUGAUGCAAUAGGUUUUACUGCUUGUUCAUGAAUUCGUGUGAACAAUGGAUGUUUUCCACUUUGGUGAGAGUUUCCAGCUGGCUUGAGAUUAUGCUAGAGAAACAGAUCCUGAGAUGCAGGGCUCUUGUAAGUUCUCUGUUCCGUUUUCCCCUUAUCGUAUGCUUGCAAAAAUGUGUUUCAAUUUCUUGGAUAUGUGAUUGUGUUGCAUAAUAUUAAAAUAAACUAUUAAUUGAGCAAACAAGGUCAGGAUCCCAACCAGUUAAAGGCUUUUAAAGCAGCGCCACCUUUUCUACAACGGGCUGUUGCUCUGCUCUACUCUACUGGCCUUUAAUAUCAUCAUCUUAGCAAUUGUCAAUUAAUCUGAUAAUUAGGAACUCUCAUCCUCAAAUUUAUCCCUUUUUUAAUGUUUAAAAAGUGUGCUAAUUUAUUUUGGUUAAAUAUAAACAUUAAAUUAUAUUUUAGGAGUAGAAUGUAUGCUUACUUUAUAGAUUGGCCCCUUCCAGAUAACAAAAAGAACGGUUCUUUUUGUCGUUAGCAUGCUGAUUUAUUAAUUGGAAUUAAAAUAAUGCGACAAUGCUGAUCAAUAAACAUUCAUCUACGCUAAAGGGUCCGAGAAAAAGUUCAAAAGAUGAAGCAAUUUAAGUGCUUCCAGUGAGACGGCCUGCCCUUCUAACUCUACCAUGCAUAUUUCGAAGAAUGAUGGGUUUGAUUAAUUCCACAAUUUUGUCACAAAAUAAAUGUCGUUUUCGUAUGUAUAGAAAAUGGGUUUGAUUAAUUCCAUCCUAUUUAAGCAAAGACUGGAAAAUGUUAGUGAUCAGUUGAAGUUAUGGCAACCGAAGGCAAUCUCUUCCUCUCCUUCUCCUUGGUGUUAGCCAUCCUAGUUUUUCACGGCACAUUCAAUACAAGUAUAGCUUUUAGUUCUACGUAUAGCACUUCCUCCUUCAACCGGACUAAUUUUCCGGCAGGUUUCCUUUUUGGGACUGCUUCAUCAGCUUACCAGUAUGAAGGUGCUGCAAGAGAAGGAGGCAAAGGACCAAGCAUAUGGGAUACGUUUACUCAUAGAUAUCCAGAUAAGAUCAAGGACAGAAGCAAUGGAGACGUGGCUGUUGAUUCAUAUCACCGCUACAAGGAAGAUGUUCAGAUAAUGAAAGAAAUGGGUUUGAAUGCGUACAGAUUCUCAAUCUCAUGGCCCCGAAUAUUGCCAAAUGGGAAGCUAUGUGGGGGUGUGAAAAUGGAAGGAGUGAAAUACUAUAACAACCUCAUCAAUGAGCUUCUAGCAAAUGAUAUAGAGCCCUUCGUUACUUUGUUCCAUUGGGAUCUUCCUCAAGCCUUGGAAAAUGAGUAUUGUGGGUUUCUGAGCCCUCGAAUUGUAGAUGAUUUUCAAGAUUUUGCUGAGACUUGUUUUAAGGAAUUUGGAGAUCGAGUAAAACAUUGGAUAACGUUGAAUGAGCCGAUGGUCUUCAGCGCAGUUGGUUAUGCAUUGGGCCUCCUGGCUCCUGGGAGAUGUUCACAAAACAUAAAUUGCAUACCUGGAGAUUCAGCAACUGAGCCUUAUUUGGUGUCCCAUUACCAGCUUCUUGCUCAUGCUGCGGCUGUAAACUUGUACAAACGCAAAUAUCAGGCAACCCAGAAAGGCAUUAUAGGGAUUACUUUAGUGACUUCUUGGAUGGUUCCCUACUCCAAUGCAAGGCAUAACAAAAAUGCAGCACAGAGAGCCCUGGAUUUCUGGUUGGGUUGGUUUAUGGACCCAUUGACAAAUGGUGACUACCCACAUGUCAUGAAAUCUUAUGUGGGAAAUCGAUUGCCCAAAUUCUCAAACGAGCAAGCCCAAAUGGUAAAAGGGUCGUUUGAUUUUAUCGGAUUAAACUACUAUUCUGCUAGUUAUGCAGCCUAUGCCCCUCAAUUUAGGAAUGCAAACAAAAGUUUCCUAACCGACCCUCUCGUUAACAUGACAAGUGAUCGCAAUGGAAUCCCAAUUGGCCCAAAGGGAGCUUCAGGUUUCAUCAAUGUUUAUCCGAGAGGGAUUCGCGACCUUUUGCUCUACAUAAAGAGAAAAUACAAUAAUCCACUCAUUUACAUUACAGAAAAUGGAAUCGACGAGUUUAAUAAUGCGACGCUGUCUUUAAAGGAAGCCUUGAUUGAUAAAGUGAGAGUUGAUUACUACAAUAACCAUCUAAAUUUCCUUGCAAGAGCAAUUAAAGAGGGGGCUAAUGUGAAGGGAUACUUUGCCUGGUCAUUAUUGGACAAUUUUGAAUGGACCUCAGGUUUCACUGUGCGAUUUGGCAUCAACUUUGUAGACUAUAAAAAUGGAUUAAAGCGUUAUCCAAAACUCUCUGCUCGCUGGUUCAAAUCAUUUCUCACUCCAACAAAUCAAGAACAGGGUGUAUAGCCCUUGCCCCCUGGCCCGAAGGUUUUUAGCUUCAAGUGUUAUUCAAGAGGGCAGUUAACUUUCUGUGCAUUAUAUGCUGUGUGAAUUUUCUGUUAUCUUGCUUUAGAAAAUAGUCUCAAAAUCUGAUAAGAAAUAAUGACAACUUCAUUUCUAUUCCUAAAAUUCUUUUUUUUAUUCCUUCCAUC
Molecule: messenger RNA, 3150 nt
Organism: Manihot esculenta (cassava)
Lineage: Eukaryota; Viridiplantae; Streptophyta; Magnoliopsida; Malpighiales; Euphorbiaceae
Product: beta-glucosidase 13
Exons: 13
Coding region: 1403-2965 (520 amino acids)
Biological process (GO): carbohydrate metabolic process
Molecular function (GO): beta-glucosidase activity
Source: RefSeq, a predicted model, not a curated record